CACAGCUCUGUUUUUGUAAAAUGAGAAGGGGUUGGUCCUCCAGCAUGCAGUUUGGGUGUGUGUCUUGUGCCCGUACUGUGUGCGUGUCUGUUCUCUGGCCCAGGGGAGGAAAAGAAAAAAGAAAAAAAGCGUGUGGCAGGAUGUGGACAGAGAAGAGCAAACCCGAGUGUAGCGCGCCGCCAUGCUGCUAGAGCUCGCGCUUCCGUGCCAGACGCAGAUGUGUAGGUAGGUGACUUUCUCAGACGUGGCACGAAAUGCCAACAGAAAGUUAGUAACGAUCGCGUAUUGAUUAAGUAAGUAAGUUGUGGGGGGAUAAAAAAAAGAUUCCCCCUCCGUUUCGCAUUAGUCAAGGUCGAGGCGAGGACGCUGCGUAGUUCCCUUUCCAAUCAGCCCCAAAGUGAUUCAAUCAUCUGCAGGAAGUGCAGGAACUAAUGAGCGGAGAACGAGAACUCGAUCAUCUCCCAGCGCAUUGAGUUCAUCACCACGCAUUUGUAAAUGACCGCCACUGUAAAUGGAUCGGAUCCAAAAAUGCCCGGACUGUCACGAGCCCAGGAUCCGGUACCGUCCCCGUGUCCAGCAGGACCCACAGCGCAGGAACGGGCAGCUCCGGAGCCGAGCGCCGAGACCCAAAGCGCCGUGGACGAUGCCAAACACACCGGAGUGAAAUUCGCCAAGACCUUCCUUCUGAUCUUCCCGGUUUAUGUCCUAGGAUAUUUGGGGUUCAGUUUCAGCUGGAUUCUGAUCUCCCUGGUCGCGCUGUUUUGGAUCAGACGGCACCGGGGAGCGCGGUUUUCAGGAGUAAAUAAAGCCCUGGCCUUUUUCGAGCACCCAGUGAAAGCGUUCAAGCAGAGUUUACCAACUUCUGAGUUGCCACCGUGGGUUCAUUUUCCUGAUGUGGAGAGAGUGGAAUGGCUCAAUAAGACAGUGCAUCAGAUGUGGCCAUAUAUUUGUCAGUUUGUUGACAAACUCUUCCGUGAGACCAUCGAACCGGCCGUCAAAGGAGCCAAUGCGCAUCUCAGCUCUUUCUGUUUCACCAAGAUUGACAUGGGAGACAAGGCCUUAAGAGUAAACGGUGUGAAGGUUUACACCGAGAAUGUCGACAAAAGACAGAUUAUUAUGGACUUGCAAAUCAGCUUUGUUGGGAACACUGAGAUCGAUGUGGAGGUUAAGAAAUACUACUGCCGAGCAGGAAUCACCAGCAUCCAGCUGCAUGGAGUGUUGAGGGUCAUCAUGGAGCCGUUGCUUGGAGACAUGCCUCUAAUUGGAGCACUAUCUGUUUUCUUCCUCAAAAAACCGCUGUUGGACAUUAACUGGACAGGUCUGACUAACAUGCUCGACAUCCCAGGACUGAAUGGAGUAUGUGACGGUGUGAUAGAGGAUAUUAUUUGCAGUAACUUGGUGCUUCCCCACAGAAUCACAAUUCCACUGGUGGGAGAGGCACAACUGGCCAAGUUACGCUUCCCAAUGCCAAAGGGUGUUUUACGAGUACAUUUUCUAGAAGGCCAGGAUCUGCUGGCUAAAGACACAUAUCUGGGUGGUCUAAUCAAAGGGAAGUCUGAUCCGUACGGGGUCAUUAAGAUUGGUAAUCAGCUCUUCCACAGCAAGGUCAUCAAGGACUGCCUGCAUCCCAAAUGGAAUGAAGUAUAUGAGGCAUUAGUGUAUGAUCAGCCUGGACAGUCUUUGGAAAUUGAGCUGUUUGAUGAAGACCCUGAUGAGGAUGACUUCCUUGGCAGGCUUAUGGUUGACCUGAAUGAGUUGGAGAAGGAGCAGAAAGUUGAUGAGUGGUUUGAGCUGGACGAAGUGACAUCAGGAAAACUACACUUGAAGCUAGAGUGGCUCACACCUCUUGCCACACCAGAAAAACUGGACCAGGUGUUGAGCAGUAUUAGGGCGGAUAAAGGCCAAGCAAAUGAUGGUCUCUCCUCAGCACUACUGCUUGUACACCUGGACUCAGCCAAGAACCUGCCUAGUGUGUUUGAAGGCAAUCUGUCCAGCGGCUGUCUGAAGGAGCGUCGUUCCGCUGGGUUCGUGUUCUGUGAGAACACAGCAACACUGUACAGGACUCUGUUUUCUGCGAAGAAAGUCACCAGUGAUCCCAGUCCCUUGGUCCAGUUUAAGGUCGGACACACAGUUUUUGAGAGUAAGACACGUUAUAAAACCAAUGAGCCUGUUUGGGAGGAGGCCUUCACAUUCCUAAUACAUAACCCAAAGAGUCAGGACCUAGAAGUGGAGGUAAAGGACGAGAGGCAUGAGUGUACUUUGGGGAAUUUUACUCUUCCGUUGAGCCAGCUGCUGCAGGCUGAGCAGAUGACCCUCAGUCAGAGAUUUCCCCUAAAAAGUGCCGGACCCAGUGCUACUCUCAAAAUGAAGAUUGCUCUAAGGGUUCUCAGUUUGGAGAAAUUGUCCGUUUCAGACCAGCCAUCAUCCGUGCAGGUUCGCAAUCGGAGUGCCAGUGUCGUUCCAAAUGCAUCGAAUUCCAAUCUUGCCCAAAAUGCCUCAAGUUCAAAGAACACCCCUAAAACCUCAGGUUCUGGUGCCAGCUCCAAGCCUUCUUCACAGAUCCCACAUGUUUCUGAGUAUCAAUCUGUCCCUGACCUCCUAGGGUUGAAUGAGUCCAUCCCUAGUACCACAUUGCAGGACUCACCGGUCCGUCUGGCCGAUAAAGGGAGGAGUACAUCUAACUUGGCAAUUUCAGACUCUCAGAUGAACCUAAACAGCAAGGAGCCGACACCAAGCAUUGCCUCCGACAUCUCUCAUCCAUACGCUUCCCAGGAGCUACAACUUAGACUUAAAGAUCUGCGGAAUGGUUCCACUGGUCAUUUUCCCCUGGGAGAGAUUGAGCUGACUAUAAGACACAGCUCCCAACGGAACAAACUUAUAGUAGUGGUACAUCGUUGCAGGAAUCUGAUCUCAUUCUCAGACAGUGGGUCGGACCCCUACGUGCGUUUGUAUCUGCUCCCAGACAAGCGGCGAUCUGGACGUAGAAAAACAGCAACGAUCAAGAAAAACAUCAACCCAGUUUAUGACCAAACAUUAGAGUUCAGUGUGUCACUGGUGGAGUUGCACAGGAGAACAUUGGAUGUAGCAGUGAAAAAUGGAGGAGGAAUUCUGUCCAAACACAAAGGUCUUCUUGGCAAGGUGAUUGUGGAUUUGACAUCAGAGGACAUAUCAAGGAGCUGGACACAAUGGCAUGAACUUAGUGAGGAUGGACUGAGGAAGCCAUCUGUUCAAUCAGAACACUGAUCAUUCUGCUGGCCAAAAAUCAGGACUCCCUGCAUGGAAUAUCUGCACAGACUACAAACGUCAGCCAUGUUUAAGUGUUGUAAUUUUAUUGGAUGGACAUUUUCUAUUAUAUACAUGAAAUAUGUAUAAUAUUAAUUUUAAUCAAGAUGAUUCUUUUUUAUUUAGACAACCUGCUAAAAGAAUAUAAGGCUUUGGUUCUGAUUUAAUGUGCAGCUGCUCAGGUUGCUUUAUGGUCUCGUGGUUUAAUUUGUGCAAUAGGACGGUGUGUGAGGAAAAAUUCAGCAAUGGAAAAUAAAAAAAAUUGCAAGUCAAAUAAAUAUACAGAAUAUGA
Molecule: messenger RNA, 3574 nt
Organism: Silurus meridionalis
Lineage: Eukaryota; Metazoa; Chordata; Actinopteri; Siluriformes; Siluridae
Gene: esyt2a
Product: extended synaptotagmin-like protein 2a
Exons: 23
Coding region: 496-3243 (915 amino acids)
Biological process (GO): lipid transport
Molecular function (GO): lipid binding
Source: RefSeq, a predicted model, not a curated record